Molecule: messenger RNA, 1234 nt
Organism: Eriocheir sinensis (Chinese mitten crab)
Lineage: Eukaryota; Metazoa; Arthropoda; Malacostraca; Decapoda; Varunidae
Gene: Vti1b
Product: vesicle transport through interaction with t-SNAREs homolog 1B-like
Exons: 5
Coding region: 188-859 (223 amino acids)
Biological process (GO): intra-Golgi vesicle-mediated transport; vesicle fusion with Golgi apparatus; retrograde transport, endosome to Golgi
Cellular component (GO): late endosome membrane; ER to Golgi transport vesicle membrane; endoplasmic reticulum membrane
Molecular function (GO): SNARE binding; SNAP receptor activity
Source: RefSeq, a predicted model, not a curated record
UACCGUGAGUUUAGAAAAGACACUCAUGAAAGCCCGAUUAAUCUCCUUUUUGGCCUUUGGAAAUAGUUGAUGUGAGGGGCGGCAGCGUCUGCGCGCCGCCCCGUCAGCUGACACAAGUAAACAAACAAACACUUGUCCGCCUCUCCCACCCUCAGCUGAACAGCCAGGACAUAUAUAUGACAGAAAGAUGUCAUCCCACAAAUUUGAACUUCUGGACGAGGAGGUAGAGGCUGCCUUGGACCAGGUGACUGAUAAGUUACAGUUUGGUGUGCCACAAUGCAAAAGUCAAGAGGAACGCAAGGCUUUACUGUCAGAGAUUCAGACCCUACUGAAGGAUGCUGGUGAUUCACUCUUGGAGAUGAAUAUUGAAGUUCGAAAAGCUCCAGAAGAUUACAAGACUACAAUGAACAGUAAAAUUCAUCGAUAUCAGAAUGAACUUACAAGGCACCAGCGUCAGGUGGAUCAGGAGCAAUCAACACUCUCCCACAUGAGCGGCAGAUUGCCAUUGUUCUCCAACGCUGAAUCCAACAGUUUUGAUGCUGCCAUUAGAAAACAGGUUCAGCAUGGAACAGCAAUUCUUGAGCGAACAUCAGCCAGUAUAGCGCGCUCCACUGUCAUAGCUGUGGAGACUGAGCAAGUGGGAACUGAGGUUCUUGGAGAGCUGGGCACCCAGAGGGAGACAAUCACUCGAACGAGAGACAGGCUUGUAGACGCUGAUGGAGAAAUAAGCAGAAGCAAAAGAAUCAUUAGAUCCAUUUCCCGUAAUGUUGUCUAUAACAAGAUUCUGUUGAUUGUUAUCAUUUUGCUAGAAUGUGCAAUUCUAGGUGCACUUAUCUACUGGAAAUUUUUUAUGAAAUAAUCUUACCCAAGUUUAUAGUCAUUUGCAUCUGGAAUGAUGUGCAUCUGGAAUGAUGUGCAUCUCUAAGGCUGGUUUACAUUUAAAAUAUAUCAGCAUUUUUAUAUAACUUUCUCACAUUUAAGUCGUAAAGUAAAAAAAAAUAUACAUUUGUAUAAAAACUAAGGUGAUAAGGUUUUAAUGAUAAAAUAGAAAUAUUAUCAACUAUGUAAGCACUUACACACACACACACACACACACACACUUUUAUGACUGGGCCCAUUGCUGCUUGAGGUUGUCUUAAUGGGCUUUAGUGGGUAACCACAACAUGUGAUGGCACAGCCACAUUUUAUUUUUCUUGUUUGCUUUGUGUAUUACUUGAAAUAUAAUUGGAUUUUA